Messenger RNA from Eurytemora carolleeae, 1097 nucleotides. Its product is annotated as dnaJ homolog subfamily B member 6. Bases 220 to 1005 code for a protein of 261 amino acids. The record is from RefSeq and is a predicted model, not a curated record. The transcript is spliced from 6 exons. NCBI's taxonomy places the organism in Eukaryota, Metazoa, Arthropoda, Copepoda, Calanoida, Temoridae. Gene Ontology annotation, cellular component: endoplasmic reticulum membrane; cytosol. Gene Ontology annotation, biological process: positive regulation of proteasomal ubiquitin-dependent protein catabolic process; protein refolding. Gene Ontology annotation, molecular function: ATPase activator activity; Hsp70 protein binding.
AUUGUUCAGAAGGAUUAGAAGAGCAUUGUAUACAUAGUGUAUAUACAAACAGCAUAUAACCCUCUCUUUGUUUACAAUGUAACUCUCAAGCUAAAUGUAAACAAAGAUGUAAGGAGCUGUUCACAAAAAUAUUUAGCAGUUACACAUGGAGCUGCAAACGUUUAAGGGGAAGAAUUGCACUGCAUAUCAUAAACCAACUUGAGACAGAAUUGUAACAAGAUGGGUAAGGACUACUACGCCACCCUGGGCGUAUCGAGGGGUAGUAGUGACGACGACAUUAAGAAAGCUUACCGGAAAAUGGCACUAAAAUUUCAUCCAGAUAAAAAUACGGAUGAAGGCGCAGAGGAGAAAUUUAAGGAAAUUGGAGAAGCUUAUGAAGUUCUAAGUGACAAGGAGAAGCGAGGCGUAUAUGACCGGUUAGGGGAGGAAGGGCUCCGCCGUGGCGGAGGCGGGGGUGGAGGAGGCGGAACCAGCCACACUCCAACCUAUACCAGACACUUCUCAUUCCAUCCCAGGGAUCCAUUCGAUCUUUUCAAAACAUUUUUUGGCGGACACGAUCCAUUCCUUGAUCCGUUCGGCGGAGACCCAUUCCAUACACGAUUCCACCAACAGGCACAUCAGAAUCAUGCAGCAAGUAUUUUCAACAACCAUCCUUUCUUCAAUGGAGUGGUAGCUGCAGUAGCAGUGGCUUCAGUAGCCACAACUGUAGUUACAGCGGGAAUGGGAUUGACUACUGCAGUAACAGCAGCAACUGCCGUAAUAACGGCAAUGGCUGCAGCAACAGCGGUACUAAUGGCGUUGGGAGGAGCGUUAGCUACUGUAGCAGUAGCAUCAUCAUUGGCAACCGUUCUGGCAAUAGCAAUUGCGUUGGUCAUGAUCAUAACAUCAUUGUUGGCAAUGUCAAUGGUGACAUGGUGGUUAGUGGCAAAAAUAUCAAAACGAUACUGGAAUCGGGCUCAGAAAAAGUUUUGGCAGAGGUUAUUUCCGAAGACUGUGACUCGAUAAGAAAAUGGUGUAGGCAUCCAAAUUAAAAGAUUAAAAACGACUGUUGAUGUGAUCUCAUAUUUGCUUAUAAGAGAUUUGUGUGAUUUUCUAUU